Messenger RNA from Colletotrichum siamense, 255 nucleotides. RefSeq lists its product as uncharacterized. Bases 1 to 255 code for a protein of 84 amino acids. NCBI's taxonomy places the organism in Eukaryota, Fungi, Ascomycota, Sordariomycetes, Glomerellales, Glomerellaceae. The transcript is spliced from 3 exons. The record is from RefSeq and is a predicted model, not a curated record.
AUGCGUCUCUCCGCGUCCGUUCUAUUUGCUGCCAUGAUUGGUUCCUCCAUGGCUCAGACAUAUGUUGGAAACUGUGCUGUCGACACUGCAUCUUGGAGCUCGGAAGCAGAUCAAAGAGCCUGUUGCCCAGGCAAGGUCUCACAGUAUGCUCAAAACUGGGAAUGUUGUAUUCCUCAGUCUGCAUACACAAGCUACCGCAGCUGCUGUCUCGGCCGUGGCAAGGUGGCGUCCUUGGGUGGUACUCAAUGCUCUUGA